GUGAUGACAAACCCUGGGUUUUCGCUAUUUAUAGUUUAUCAACACCUGGACGCAUGCGCAUUUUAUAGUUUAUCAGGCACUUUAAGACAGUUUCAAAAGUACUAAUGAAAGAUUUAAGUUCUUGAGGUAGUAUAUACUGUACAUAAGAGAAGAACGGUGACAGGAUGUAUAGUAAAUGCAGAAUAUACAAUCUAAAUUAUUCGGCUAUAUCAGUUGACGAAAUGCUGGCCACGAACUACACAAACAUCACCACAAAAACCUGUGAUAAGUGGGAAUAUGACCGAUCAGUUAUGAAAACGACAGUUAUGAGUGAGUACGACCUUGUGUGUGAGGGUUCUUGGCUGUCUAGCCUUGCGGGUACUGCACUUAUGAUUGGUCUUUUCUUUGGCGCAAUUAGCUCUGGCUUUCUUUCGGAUAAGUUUGGCAGGAAAGUAACCACAUUAGCAAUAGGAGUGCUCCACAUUGUGUCGGCGUUUUCAGCAGCGUUUGCUCCUAACUAUAUCGUAUUCCUCACACUCCGAACAAUUGCUGGUAUGACGGCGAUAGGGGUUUACACUCCAUACUGGUUACUGUUAAUCGAAGCUUGUCCGCCGACCCACCGAGGAUAUAUGACAAUACUAACAGAUGCGCUAUUGCGAGUAGGCACAGGAUCACUUGCCCUUGUAGCAUGGUUGCUCAGAGACCAUUGGCUCCUACAGAUCAUAGGGGCCAUAGGUAUGGUACCGGGACUUAUAUUGUUCGUAAUAUUCGUCCCUGAGAGUCCACGGUGGUUGAUAUCUGUGGGCCGUGUUGCAGAUGCCGAGGCAAUUUCUAGAAAAAUAGCAAAAUGGAACAGGGAGGAAAUUCCUGCAUCGUUCUCUUUAAAGCAAGUCGAGGAAAAAGAUGACGCUUCAUCUGAAAAGAAAGGGACAUUCUUCGACUUGUUUAGGACACCAAACUUGAGAAAAUACACAUUAGUUGUGUGCUCUUAUUGGUUUGCAUGUGUUUUUGGCAAUUAUGCAAUGGAUUUGAAUGUAGGAACAUUAAUACCAGGCAGCAUAUUCCUGAAUUAUUUACUUAUGUCUACAAUGGUACCUCUGGUCUCAUGUAUAUCGCUUUUCAUAGGGAUCCAGAAGAUCCCAAGAGUUGUAUCGUUACCUGGUUUCCUUGGGGUUGGAGGAGUGAUGUGCAUCGCAAUGGCCCCAAUACUCUUGACAAAUAUACCACAGUUGGUAACAACAGUUGCCUGCAUAGGUAGAAUGCUCCUAGCAAACGCAUUUAGUCUGAUCUACUUGUAUAGUGGUGAGAUAUUCCCAACGCCACUAAGGAACGUGGGACUUGGAGCUGGUUCCAGCUUUGGUCGCAUAGGGGGACUCAUAACACCUCAAAUAUACCUUCUCGCUUCAGUAUGGUUUGGUCUUCCAUACGUCGUUCUCGGUGGUAUUCCUCUUGGAGCGGCGCUUCUUUCAUUGAUGUUACCGGAGACUAGAGGGAUCAGGCUACCCGAAAACCUCUCCGACGGAGAAUUAUUUGGAACGUCAGCAUAUGAAGACAUCACUUCAAAUGAUCGUAGCGGAGAGAAAGAUAAUGGAACAGCUUUAGUUGAUAGCGAUGGGGAGAGGGCAUUCAUCAACAACGCAUUUCAUAUGGAUACGAACGCUAAAUCAACCAAACCUGAACUCGUUAAGCCUGAUAAAGCAAUGACUUUGAAUGAUGUUACCUCUUUGUAAACACUCAUACCAAAAUUAUUAUCAUUGCCCAAACCUAUCAAUAUAAAUGCAAAAAAUGUAAAGAUGAUAUUAAAUAAAAAAUAAAUUAAUGUAGUGUUAAAGAAACUAAGAACAUGACAUAUAUAGUGCAAAUAAAAGACUUGCAU
Owenia fusiformis is the source of this 1855-nucleotide messenger RNA. The record is from the annotation of a GenBank genome assembly. NCBI's taxonomy places the organism in Eukaryota, Metazoa, Annelida, Polychaeta, Sabellida, Oweniidae.